CGCACAGGGAUAAAUUCUCUGGGGAUGAACACAGAUAUCUUCAGAGGCCCAGGCCAGCCGAACAAUCAAGCUGAGCAGAUCAGAGCCAAAUCCAGUAAACGUCAUGACUGGGCAAAGACGCCGUCGCAGCCACUCUAAGCGUAGGAGACCAUCUCUCUCCCGUUCCACAAGAGCAGAGCUGCAGUUUCCCGUGAGCCGGGUGGACCGUCUCCUGCGGGAGGGGAACUAUGCCCAGCGCCUGAGUUCAUCCACACCUGUUUUUCUCGCUGGUGUUCUCGAGUACCUGACGGCCAACAUCCUGGAACUGGCGGGCAACGAAGCCCACAACCACCACAAGAUGCGCAUCACCCCAGAACAUGUGGAGACAGCACUGGACAGCAACCCGCAGCUCAGCCGCCUCUUGAAUGAUGUGACCAGAUCACAGAUGGAUGAUAAGCCCCGAUCAACGAAGAAGUGAUGAUGCCCGUGUCCCAGAGCCUGGUGGGAGCCCUCACGGCCUCAUCCAGCCCCCAAACCACUCAACAGUGAAGGUGUCCCAUGUUCGUAUCAUCAGCAAAUGCUAUUAAAGGGUACAUUCAUGAAUUUCUGACUCCUCUCAUGUUCUGUCAUUUUGAAUUGGAGGUGUCUGUGAAACAUCCAAGGGGAGAUACCCAUUGAUAGUUGGGGGAAUAGAAGGUGGUGGUCAGUGUGGGCUGUUUGAAUCAGUGAUUUCAGAGAGGGGCAUUUUCUAAUGGCAACAGUGCAGGGAGUGGCCCUGGGUGGGCUGAGGUGGCUGAGGUGGGGGUGUGGGGAUAGAGGAGACUUCCUCAUGGGUUCUGAGAAGGUCAAAGCCAUACAAGGUCAGGAUGUUAGCUGGGGGCCUCCUUGUUGGUAUGAUGAAGUGCCCAGAAUGUUGGUAAGACUGAAGAUAGAGCUGAAGACCACGGCCGAGGUGCAGAAGGCUUUAUUCAUGACAGGGAAUGUUGAAACGUCAAAAGGUUAUGGCAACGGGGGUGGGGUGGAGAAGGUGGCAUAUUGGUUGGCAUGAACUUACUGGGGCUUUUACAUGAAGACUGAGAAGUGAUGGAAACGAUAAAGAAACAUAAAAGGAAGUGUGGUCAUGCUGAAAAAAAAAUUUUUUUUUUAUUAUUUAUUCCCUGCCUCACUCCACAAAAAGACUUGGGGCAGGGAUUAUUAGUCAGUGCUUAGACCCUUCCUGUGGAGCAUAUCGUUCUGUUCUCUCUGUGGACACUGGGAAAUUAAAGAGUAAUGUUAUAUAUAAGCUACUAUCUGAACUAAGAUGACACGCAAUUCAGGCAGUUAACAACGGUUCUUAAAUAUCACUGAACUUAACUUAUAAAUAUAUUUCAUUGAAAACACAAUGGUCAAUACUGUUCUCAGAUGAAACACCAAAUCUGUCUAAUCAUGUAUUUGAUAGAGCUACAGUUAUUAAAACAUACCUCUUAAAACACAGCUGAAUGUAUGUUUUAAGAGGUAUAAGUGUAUUCUAUAUAAAUUCUGUCCCAAGUGGUAGACUCAAAAACAGGGACAAUUCGUACAAACUAUCUUAUGUGGUGUCUUAAUUUAAAAAAUAGGUGUCCCAUUAAGUGUUG
This is a messenger RNA of Loxodonta africana (African savanna elephant), 1592 nucleotides long. RefSeq names its product histone H2A-Bbd type 1. Gene Ontology annotation, cellular component: nucleosome; chromatin. The coding region runs from base 104 to 457 and encodes 117 amino acids. The record is from RefSeq and is a predicted model, not a curated record. The transcript has a single exon. NCBI's taxonomy places the organism in Eukaryota, Metazoa, Chordata, Mammalia, Proboscidea, Elephantidae. Gene Ontology annotation, biological process: heterochromatin formation. Gene Ontology annotation, molecular function: protein heterodimerization activity; DNA binding; structural constituent of chromatin.